GAACAGGUAUGGUCAGUUUUUCCGUCAAAAGAACUACGCAAACUGAGAACAGUUCUAUCAACCUAAAGUUUUGAAGAUUUUUCGUUGCACUUAUAACAACAUUUGCAAUAGUUUUUAUACCUAUUUAUUGAUUUGAAUACCUAUACUACCUUUGCUUUGACAACCUAUCAUCUUGGUGAGAAAUGUCAAAUUCCUGUUAAAAAAAUACAUUUUUCAUUUUUCAUCAUGGAAUCGCAAAAUCUGACCUCAAAUUCAUUGUGCGUAGGCAAAAGGGUUCAUUAUGCAGAACAUUUAAUGGAAACAUAUAACAAUAAUCUCGCAGAAGGCGAAGUCCUUCCAGCGCCCUCAGAAAUAUCCAAAUCAUCCGCUUUAAACUAUUCUGAUGUUGGAAACAGCGAAAUAUCAAUAAGCACCGAUAUUUUAGAUCUGGACGAGCAGGACUUGAAAACUUUAAAAAAAAAACUUGAGGAAUUCGAAUACAAAAUUAAACAUCUAGAAAAUGAAAAUAAUAGGAUUAAUGUUAACCUAAUUGCCGAAAAAAAGAAAAAUAUCAAACUGGAGAAAAAACUUCAGUUUGUGAAAGACAAUCAAGAAGUCUUUAUGAGACUAAAAGAAGCUUACAUAAACAUGAAGUAUAAUGAAGCUGCUGGAAGAAAAAUGAUUGAAAUUAGAGAGCGAGGCGUCCAGACUUGGGAAGGAACUUUGUGUAGUUCCUGCCUUGAAACUGAAGAGCUAAGGAGGCAAAUCGAUAUUAUGACAAAAAAAUAUAAAGAACUUUUUGUUGUAUCACCUGGAGAAAUGGAACAUCUGCUAAAUACUAUUAAAUAUCUAAAAGACCUUAUUAAUAGGCGAGAGGAGUCAUGGACAAUAAAUAUUAACCGGGAAUAUAAGUUACAGACCAACAUAUCGGUCUUAGAACAUGAAAACUCAAAGCUAAGAGAAGUUAUAACUAACCUACAAGAAAAAGACGGCUCGAUUCCCCAAGAAGUUAUAAACGAAGCCAAAUUAGAGCAAAAGCUUUUGGAAGAAAGAAAAUUUGAAGAAAUGCAGAAGUUUAUAGAAAUUGUGACAAAAGAUCUGGAAAAACUUAAGAAGAUCAUUAUAAAAUAUGAAAAAAAUAUGAGAGAAAUAAAAAUGGAAUACCCAGGAAAAUUUAUUUCUCCUUUAAAUGACAAAGAAAUGAAAAUUGUCAAUCAAAUUAUAACAAAGUACACAGCCAAGGUUCAAAGAAAAGCUUUAGAUGAAAUAAAUCGAAGCAGAAGCCCAUCGGUAGGGUCAGAACGUCUACCUCAAGUGCACAGACCUUCGAGCCCUUUAAGAAGCAUCAGCAGAGGACAGUCCAGCACUCCUUCACUAUCCCCAGUUCUCCCUGUAAGGUCUCUAAAAACUCCAGAGUCUGCGAUUUUAAAUAUUGAUUGUUUGUUUGAAUAAAUACGUAUUUGUCUUUUAAAAUUAAUAAAAUCUAGUUUUUAAAAAUUAA
Messenger RNA from Anthonomus grandis grandis, 1480 nucleotides. Its product is annotated as centrosomal protein of 83 kDa-like. The record is from RefSeq and is a predicted model, not a curated record. The transcript is spliced from 7 exons. NCBI's taxonomy places the organism in Eukaryota, Metazoa, Arthropoda, Insecta, Coleoptera, Curculionidae. The coding region runs from base 226 to 1431 and encodes 401 amino acids.